Messenger RNA from Saprolegnia parasitica CBS 223.65, 1485 nucleotides. RefSeq lists its product as hypothetical. The record is from RefSeq and is a predicted model, not a curated record. Gene Ontology annotation, cellular component: mitochondrion. Bases 1 to 1485 code for a protein of 494 amino acids. The transcript is spliced from 2 exons. NCBI's taxonomy places the organism in Eukaryota, Oomycota, Saprolegniomycetes, Saprolegniales, Saprolegniaceae. Gene Ontology annotation, molecular function: nucleic acid binding; ATP binding.
AUGAUGUUGCAGCAGCUUCGCUGCGUCCGGCUCGGACGCCGGUCCGCCUCGAGCUUUGCAUCCAUCUCGAGCGACAUCAAGUACGCGUCGCUGCCAAUCUCGUCGCCGUCGCUCAAGGCGCUCACCGACGUCAUGGGCUACGACACGAUGACCGAGGUGCAGCACGCGACGCUGCCUGCGCUUCUCGAUGGCCACGACGUGCUCGCCAAGUCCAAGACGGGCUCGGGCAAGACCAUGGCGUUUCUUUUGCCGACGGUCGAGGUCCUCGCCAAAGCACCUCGGCCUCCGAACGCGAUCUCGGCGCUCGUCUUGUCGCCGACGCGCGAGCUUGCAUCGCAGAUCGACGCUGAAGCCAAGAAGCUCACGACGUUCCAUGACGCAAUUCAAACGCAGUGCUUUGUCGGUGGCACGUCCGUUGAACACGAUAUCAAGAAGCUCAAAUUGCCUGUCGACAUUCUCGUCGCGACGCCCGGUCGCCUCCAGGACUUGCUCAAGAACGACCACGGCAACAUCAUGCUCAUCUUGGACGAAGCCGAUCGGCUUCUCGAUAUGGGCUUCCGCAACGACAUUGAAGCGAUCCUCAAGUUUCUGCCCUCGAAGCGCCAAACGAUCUUGUUCUCGGCGACACUUCCGGCGUCGCUCGAGUCGAUCCAGCGCCUUGCGCUCAAGAAGGACCACAAGUUUAUCGACACGGUGGGCACCGAAACGGACCAAACGAACGCGCACGUGCCGCAGACCGUGACGAUCUGCCGCAUGAACGAGCAUCUGCACGCGAUCGAGGCCGCGCUCAAGGCCCACAUCCACGCGCGCCCGAACGCGUUCAAGGUCAUCGUCUUCUUCCCGACCGCGCGCGCCGCGGGUUACAUGGCGUCGAUCUUCCAGGCCGCGAAAUUUCCGAUCCUCGAGAUGCAUUCGCGCAAGUCGCAGCAGUUCCGCACCAAGACCGCCGAGCAGUUCCGUUCUGGAAACAAGCUCAUCAUGUUUUCGUCCGACGUCUCGGCGCGCGGCGUCGACUACCCGGACGUCUCGCUCGUGAUCCAAGUCGGCUUGACUGACCGGGAGCAGUACAUCCACCGUGUCGGGCGCACGGGCCGCGCCGGCAAGCAAGGCGAGGGCGCGCUCAUUCUCUGCGACUUUGAGAAGAACUUGCUCAAGGAGCUCAGCGACCUCCCGCUCAACACGGUGGCCUUCCAGCCCCGCGGCACCACGACCACGACGGCUAUCGACAAGGUCCUCGGCAAGAUUGAAAGCAACGACGAGCUCAAGACCAAGGCCGCGCAGGCGUACCAGGCCUUCCUCGGCUUCUACGUUUCGAACCUCAAGCGCCUUAAGCUCACCAAGCCGGAUUUGGUUGCGCUCGGCGACGCGUACGCCAAGGCGACCGGCCUCAAGACGACGCCGGGGCUUCAGAAGCGCACGAUCAACAUGAUGGGUCUCACAAAUCUUGGUCUUAAGGUUGAACCCACGAUUGCGCGCCGGCGAUAG